UUGGGCAGAAAUAGCGCAGAAUAUUUUUGUGUCUGUACUGUUAAUUUAUAUAAUUUUUACACUUGAAUUUAACUUGGCAGGACAGGUGUAAUAAAUUCAAAAGCUUUGUCAUUGUGGCUAACCGCUGUGAUGGCAAAUCCGCGUAAAUUUAGUGAAAAAAUAGCUCUGCAUGCUCAAAAGCAGGCGGAAGAGACUGCUGCAUUUGAGCAGAUAAUGCGUGAAGUCAAUAUUGCUGUGCCCCCAAAGGGUCCGGCUGGCGUCCGUCCGCCGCCGUCUCAGCCGGUCUACAUCGGCGGUCCGUCUGGCCAGCCGGCGGCGGCCGGCGGCGGCGCGCACCAGCGCGGCGGCGGCGGCUCGCUGCCCAACGCCAGCCAGAUGGCGGCCGCUGCCGGUUACCCGGGCAUGGGCGGCGCCGGGCCACCGUACCACCACCUCCAGCACCACCUCCCCUACCAGGACCAUCUGCACCAGGAGCAGCUCCGGCUGGCUCAGGUCGGCUGCCAGCCCAUCCCGUACAGCGGCGACCGGCGUGGAUCGGGCGUCGGACCGCACCGCAGCCCGCGCGCCAGCGAACACCGGCGCGACACCUCCCCGUACCGGGCCGGCGGAUACCUGUCUCCUCCGGCCGACAGCAGCUGGAGGCGCACCCACUCCGACUCGGCUCUGCACCAAGGUCGGCCGCCGGGGGACGGCAGCGGCGGCCCGCCACCCAGCUACAGCCCCGUGCCGCCACCGCCGGCGGCCCCAGACGGGUCCGGCUCGGACAGCGCCAUGAGCCGUCUGCACGGGCCGCGGCCCAGCCUGGGGUCCAGCCCGUUGCCGGCAGGCGGACACUGGUCGUCGGCGGCGCCUCCCGGCCAGCGCGGCGGCGGCGGACAACCGUUGGGCAGCGACUCCUAUCUGGCCGCCGGCGGCCAGCGGGCCCCUGCGGCGACCCUGCCGCCCUCCAUGAACAGCUCGGGCUCGCUGCCGGACCUGUCUGCGCUCUCCUUCCCUGCGUCGCCGGCGCCGGGGGUCAGUCGCGACCAGCCGGCCGCGCCGACCUUCUGCCAGUCACUGGGAGGCGUGUCGCCCGUGCACUCUCCGCUCGGUGAGCGGUUGUUUCCGGGAGUGCCUCCGCCGCAGCGCCACCCACAGCACAUUCCGCCGCCGCUGUCACCCGCACAGAGUUCGCUGGGCGUGCCGGGCAGCGUGUCGUCCAACUACCUGCACACCUGUAAGGGUGUGACUGUGGAGCACCAGCGCCAGCCGGCGCCUGGAGGGUAUAGUCCAGCUCAGUACGGCAAUCACGCGCCCCAGCAGCAGCACUCACCUCAGCAUCACCAUCAACAUCAUCACCAUAAUCAGCAACAUCAGCACCAUCCACCGCAUCACCACAAUCAACAACACCAUCAACAACAUCAUCAACAACAUCAUCAACACCGUCAACAACAUCAGCAGCAGCAGCAGCAGCAGCAGCAGCAGCAGCAGCAGCAGCAGCAGCAGCAACGGCAGCACCAGCAGUCGCAGCAGCAGCAGCCGGCGGACCGGAGCCGUCACCUGCAGCCGGACCAGUCAGACCAGCAGCAGGAGCGGCCGCCCCCGUCCCCGGACGGCCGAGCCGAGCCGAUGGGCGCGUACCGGACGCCCCAGCUGAGCCCGCGCAGUGUGUCGCCGCUGCCCUACUACCAGGCCGGGUACCGGAGUCCCAGUCCUCUGGACAGCGUGCCCUCGGCGCCGGGCUCGCCGGCCGGACCGCCGUCGCCCGUGCCCAACCUGCCCAACGGCGGCUUCUUCGUCUCGCCGCAAACCCAGCAGAUGCAGAAGCAGUUCGAACAGUUCAGCAUGGAGAUGUCUGCACCGCCGUCAGUCAGCAGCUGCAGCUCCCAGUCGUCGGCCAUGACGGCCCGCGGAGCGCCGCUGCAGACGGCGCCCACCAGCACUUCGCAGACCAUCCCCGAAAUCACACUGUCCGACUUUUCGUCGCCGGCGGCGUUUUCUGAGCUGCACAUUCCGCGAGUGCUGCGAGACGGGAGCGCGCUGCUGCACGGCGACUCGGCCCAGCUGCGCGACCCAGAGCCUCUGGGCGAGCUGGACCUGGAAGGUCUGCAGAUGCUCACCAACCCGCACGGCGACCUCAUCGACCCGAGCGCCGAGCAGUCGUUCCGGUUGGAGUCGCUCGGACAGUGACGGCCGCCGUCCAGUGACGGCCGCCGUCCAGUGACGCCGUCUGCCCGGUCCAGGUGACGCUGUCUGCCCGGUCCAGGUGACGCCGUCUGUCCGGUCCAGGUGACGCCGUCUGCCCGGUCUACUGACGCCGUCUGCCCGGUCCAGGUGACGCCGUCUGCCCGGUCCAGGUGACGCCGUCUGCCCGGUCCAGGUGACGGCGUCACCGGUCGUCGGGGCCUGCCUGCUCUCCGGCGCCGGGGCUGGGGCCGCCUCCAGCGGUGAUGUGGUUGUGGUCUGGUGAAUCAUGAGCUGGGUUUCCGAGUGAAAGUGAGGGGUUACAGAGUUCAGGAGGCCGCCUGCAUUGUCUCUGGCUCGGCCGGUCGGGGAGCGUGGGGAGGC
This is a messenger RNA of Amphibalanus amphitrite, 2547 nucleotides long. Its product is annotated as trithorax group protein osa-like. Gene Ontology annotation, cellular component: cytoplasm; nucleus. The record is from RefSeq and is a predicted model, not a curated record. Lineage: Eukaryota; Metazoa; Arthropoda; Thecostraca; Balanomorpha; Balanidae. The transcript is spliced from 15 exons. Gene Ontology annotation, molecular function: cAMP response element binding protein binding. The coding region runs from base 130 to 2169 and encodes 679 amino acids. Gene Ontology annotation, biological process: positive regulation of transcription by RNA polymerase II; protein homotetramerization.